Messenger RNA from Heteronotia binoei (common prickly gecko), 2538 nucleotides. Its product is annotated as sterol 26-hydroxylase, mitochondrial. Gene Ontology annotation, molecular function: monooxygenase activity; heme binding; iron ion binding. Gene Ontology annotation, biological process: glucocorticoid biosynthetic process; cellular response to peptide hormone stimulus; cholesterol metabolic process. The coding region runs from base 27 to 1595 and encodes 522 amino acids. The transcript is spliced from 9 exons. The record is from RefSeq and is a predicted model, not a curated record. NCBI's taxonomy places the organism in Eukaryota, Metazoa, Chordata, Lepidosauria, Squamata, Gekkonidae. Gene Ontology annotation, cellular component: mitochondrial inner membrane.
GAGAAAUCUCUUGCUCCGUUCUUGUGAUGAGUGUUUUGAGCCGCGGGGUCCUUGGGUGGGCUAGAUGGAGAUCGUCGCGACCCAAAUGGACCGAGAUCUGUUUCCAGAGGAAGGAGGCCACUGUGGGAUCCACAAUGGCUGGCGCAACAAGGCUCAAGACUUUCCAAGAACUGCCUGGCGCCGGGUUCUGGAGCUUCGUAUACUGGAGCCUUUUUAGGGGCUAUAUUCUGCACACGCACGAGUUACAGGUGAUAUAUAAGAAGCUAUAUGGACCCAUGUGGAAACUUGCAGUAGGCAGAGAGAAAUCUGUUAGCAUCGCAUCCCCUAAAAUCAUGGAGAAGAUGAUGCGACAAGAGGGGAAAUACCCUAUGAGGUGUGACAUGGCUGAGUGGAAGGAGCACCGGGACUUGAGGGGUCUAGCAUAUGGGCCUCUGACAGAGGAAGGGGAACGCUGGUAUCACUUACGCCAGGUACUGAACAAGAGGAUGCUGAAACCGUCAGAGGCCAUGUUGUAUGCAGAUGCCAUCAAUGAAGUGGUCUCUGACCUGAUGGUGCACCUGAAGAAUGAGAGGGAGAAGAGUCCUUGUGGGGUGGUAGUUCAGGAUGUUGCCAACCAGCUCUACCGAUUUGCCCUGGAAGGCAUUUCAUACAUUCUCUUUGAGACCCGCAUUGGCUGCUUGCAAAAGGAGGUGCCCGCAAAAACACAGGAUUUCAUAAAUUCCAUUGGUCUCAUGUUUAAGAAUUUCGUUUUUGUCAAUGCUCUGCCCAAGUGGACCCGGGAGAUGCUGCCUUUCUGGAACCGCUAUCUGGAGAGCUGGGACACCAUCUUUGCUUUUGGGCAAAAACUAAUUGACAAACGAAUGGAGGAAAUCGCAGCCCAGCUAGAAGAAGGAGAAAAGCCUAAAGGUGAAUAUCUAACCUAUCUGCUGUCAAGUGGGAAAGUAACCAUCAAGGAAGUAUCUGGAAGUGUGGCCGAGUUACUCAUGGCUGGUGUAGACACAACAUCCAACACAUUAGCCUGGACUCUCUACCAUCUUGCUAAGGACACUGAGAUUCAGGGUGCCUUAUUCCAAGAAGUCGUGGGUGUGGUAUCCAAAGAACAGAUCCCCACUACUGAAGAUUUGACCAGGAUGCCCCUGCUGAAGGCUGUCAUCAAGGAAACACUGAGGCUGUACCCUGUGGUGCCUAUCAAUUCCCGAGUGGCAGUGAAGGAUGUCAUCAUAGAAGGUUACCAUUUCCCCAAAGGGACAUUGUUCUCUUUCUGUCAUUUUGCGCUUUCUCGCGAUGAGGCCAACUUCCCAGAGCCCAACAAAUUUGUGCCGCAACGCUGGCUACGAGAAGAGCACACUUCAGCCCAUCACCCCUUCAGCUCCAUCCCCUUCGGCUAUGGGAUCCGAGGCUGUGUGGGACGUCGCAUUGCUGAAUUAGAGAUGCAUUUGGCUCUUGCCAGGAUCAUCCAGAAAUAUGAAAUAAGACCUGAUCCCCAAGGAGGUGAAGUUAAACCCUUAGCCCGUGUAGUCUUGGUGGCAGACAGACCCAUCAACCUUCAAUUCCUGGACAGACAAACAGACGAUUCUUCACAUGCCUUUGGAUAGACAGCAGAAAGGAUCUCUCCUACAGCUUUAGGGUGCCUAAAUUCCUAUCUUGUGUGUGUUCUGUUCCUGAUCUAGUGACUUUCUUCCUUGAGUUUGUAACCAUGGAAAUGUCUUUUCACAAAUGAUAUAUAGCCAUGCUGAGAGCUUUGAGGGGAAAUAAAAGGAUAGGAUGUCCAUUUUAAAAUAAACUGUAUUCCUACUAAAUACUUUUAAGCUUUAAGAAAAUGAAGAAACUACAGUCUUUGGACUUUGCCAUCAUGCUUUAAAAAUUACCGUAUUUUUUGCUCCGUAAGACGCACUCCCUCCCCCCCAAAAAGUGGGGGGGAAAGUGUGUGCAUCUUAAGGAGCGAAUACUGCAAAAAAUUCACACAAACGCCUCUAAAAACUAGGUGCGUCUUAUGGUCAGGUGCGUCUUAUGGAGCGAAAAAUACGGUAAUUGUUCUGCCUUCCUUCUCUUUGUACUUAACAUCCAGCCUGAUGAAGAGUUCAGGAGAACUCAAGAACUGCUCACUUUUUUGCAUUUUUUGUUUGGUCCUAAUAAAAGGCAAUACACUACUGUUGUCUUUGGCAUUUUCCUGUGGACCAGGGGAUUUACCUACAGUCUUUCUUAACACUGUGUCAAGUUCCCUUGCCAUUGUUUUCUUGUUUCCAAAUGUGCCUAAGAAAUGUAUGCUUAGCUUUGUCUCUGAGAAACCGAAAGUUAUAUGCCUCCUGCGAAAGAGCCUGGCACUCAAGGUGUUUCACAGAAUGCUUUGUAGUGUGAGAACACUUGAAUUGUAACAAAUGCUUUUGAAUUAAUCUUGCGCCCGAGCCAAAAAGGCACGCCUGUAACAGUCAUUGUGAUAGUGUAUAACUAACCCACCUGAACCUAUAUACCAGUUUCGGCACUGGACCUGUCCAGUGUCAUCUUUUGCUAUCUUACAAUAAACACUAAUCUUGAGAA